Psylliodes chrysocephalus is the source of this 1726-nucleotide messenger RNA. The record is from the annotation of a GenBank genome assembly. NCBI's taxonomy places the organism in Eukaryota, Metazoa, Arthropoda, Insecta, Coleoptera, Chrysomelidae.
CAAAUCGCCGUUUACGGAGAAGACAGCUUUUAGCACCUCCCAUGUAUGUGAUCUAGUUAAAACAUUUUAACAAAUUUAUAGUUAUUUAUUGAUAGAAAUAUGAUAUUGCUGGAAAUCAAUAAUAGGGUAGUUGAAGAAACCUUAACAGUAAAAAUAAAAAAUGCACAAGCCGGGUUAAAAAACGAAAGUAUUGAUAUAACUGUAGCCGAUUUUGAUGGUGUAUUGUACCAUAUAUCUAAUCUAAAUGGAGAUAAGUCUAAAAUUAGGACUAGUAUAUCAUUGAAGUUCUAUAAACAACUUCAAGAGCAUGGUGCUGAUGAAUUAUUAAAGAGGGAAUACGGUCCUUAUUUGAUUGACCCAGAAACUGGUCACAAUGUUUCUGUGUUGUUAGACUUAGAAAAUAUACCUGCAGAUUGGCCGAUAUUUGUGAAAAAAUUGGGUUUGUUGAAGAGAAACUGUUUUGCCUCUGUGUUUGAGAAGUAUUUUGAUUUUCAAGAAAGAGGUGAAGAUGGGCAUAAACGGGCUGUGAUCCAUUAUAGAGAUGAUGAAACGCUGUAUGUGGAAGCCAAAGCCGAUAGGGUUACAGUAGUGUUCUCAACUAGAUUUCGUGACGAAGAUGACGUUGUCAUUGGGAAAGUUUUUAUGCAGGAGCUCAAAGAAGGUUUGAGAGCAUCGCAAAACGCUCCUCCAGUAUUAUUUAGUCACAAGGAACCUCCCAGGGAGCUGCAGAAUACAGAUGCUCGAGUUGACAACAAUGUCGGUUAUGUAACGUUCGUGUUGUUUCCCCGUCACACAGCUAGGACUACACGUGAUAACACCAUCAAUUUAAUACACAUGUUCAGACAUUAUUUGCACUAUCAUAUCAAGUGUUCCAAGGCUUACAUUCAUAGCAGAAUGCGCGCAAAGACUUCAGAUUUCCUCAAAGUAUUGAACAGGGCCCGGCCCGAGAACAAGUGCACAGAUAAAAAGACUAUGAGUGGAAGAACGUUCAUCAGAAGAGAUUAAGUGAUUGAACUCCGCCAGAGGCAUCCACUUAAUGCAAGGACUAAGAAACCAACUGCCAAGGUUCUAACAAAAAAAAAAGUGAAUCUAGCCUAUUAAAAUUCAACUGUUUCAUUCUUUCCUAAUCUGUCUCAUCCUAUGUAAAAAUAAUUAUUAUUAUCAUCACCCCCUAUCUCUCUAUCUGUCCAUUCUGCUCGUGUACCUCAUAUAUUUAUUACAUUUUAUUAAUAACGGAUAAUUUUAAAUAUUUUCCUAAGACUUCUCCCUCGUAAACCCACGGAGUGUGAUGUAUAAAUGAUAUAGAAUGUUUUAUUUAGUUUUGAAUCAAACAGUUCGGUUUUAUAAUGAAAAAAACUAAAGAUCUAAAACGUUUGGUUUAAUUUUUGAGCUUCAAUGGUCUAAAAUUACCUCUUUGACAAUUGAGUAUGGAGGAAACGUUUUAAAUUAAGAGCUAAUUGGGAGCGAGCAGUGAGGGCUUUAGAUAAUUACUCGUUUUGCCCAAUUAUUCCACCAGAGAGGUCAUUUUUAGAAAGUGAUAUGAAGGAAGUAAAAAACGGUUCAUUCUUUUAAAAUUAGAAUUGUUAAAUAUCUGUAUCUCGUUUAGCUAACUCUGGCAAACUAGUGUUUUAAAUAUUUUGAUUUUUAGUUUAUUUUGAAAAAGAACAAUCUGUAAAAGCGAAUGGUAAGUGUUGGUGGAGACGUAAAUAGAGCUUUAGAUGAUUUC